CGUUGAAAUCACAAUAAACCAUGACCCAAAAGCCCAUUUUGAUUUCUGGCGCCGGCCUCGCCUCGUUGUUGCUUGCUCGCUCUCUGUUGCGCUACAAAAUCCCAUUCCGUGUAUUCGAACGCGAUGCAUCACUCUCUUCACGAGGCCAAGGAUACCGGCUUCGGCUCUCCUCGGAAGGCCUGGACGCCAUCGAAUCGGCUUUGGAACCAGCAGCAUGGCAGAAAUUCUACGAUAGAUGUGGAAAGACAGGUGGUGGUGGCAUGAAGACUAUUGACGCAACUACUGGUGAAGCCAUUGAACAGCCUCCGGCUGCACCUGCUGGAAACAGUAGCAGUGGUGAAAGUGGCGGCAGUGAUAACAAAGAGAGCUUGAGUUCGCGAGAGGGAAAGGUUGUGGGUAUUGCAAGAGGAGACAUGCGAAGUCUGUUCAUGGAGGGCUGUGAACAGUUCGUUCAAUUCAACAAGCACGUCAAGGGCUAUGAAUUAACGACCGAGGGUGUUCGAGCUAUCUUCAGCGACGGCACGAAAUCAGAAGAGGGUUCUAUGCUCAUCGGAGGCGAGGGCAUAAAUUCCUAUGUCGCCAAACAGCUGUCUAAUGGCAAGCUGAAAGUUUACGACACUGGAGCUCGUGGUAUCCAUGGACAAGCACCCACAACUGCAUUCAAAGGUCUCGGCGAAGGUGUCUUCCGCAUUGUAGACAACAGUCGACCUAAUGGCUCAUUUGCCGUCAUCACCAACGUCCGUGCUGGCGAUAUGGAUGACCCUAAUACUCAAUUCGGAUGGACGAUGGUCGGAGAACCUGGUGUUAUCAAGGCACCAAAUGACGACUACACCAUUGUCGGCGAAACCGCAUCCAACAUUGCAAGAGAGCUCACAAAGAACUGGCAUCAUUCUCUGAAACCUCUGUUUACCGAAUCUACCACAUCCGAGGGUGCGUUUUGGAAAAUCACCAUUUCGACCCCUUCAGGUGUACCGGUAUGGCCAAAUCAACCCCGCGUCACUGUUAUAGGUGAUGCAGCGCACUCAAUGACUCCUGCUGGCGGUUUGGGCGCCAACACAGCCGUACGUGACUCGGCCCUGCUGGGUAGACUGCUGAAGGGUGGGUACUACGAAGGUGCAACAGCGGACUACGAGAAGGAGAUGAGAGUCUAUGGCAGUGAGGCUGUAGGAAAGAGCUACGGCAUGGCUUCAAAGAUGUUCAAGAUCCACAUCGACGAAGACAACUCAACAACGAUGGAUGGCGAAGUCAGAGAUAACAGAAGUUCAUCAUAGAGUGAAGGC
Molecule: messenger RNA, 1280 nt
Organism: Aureobasidium pullulans EXF-150
Lineage: Eukaryota; Fungi; Ascomycota; Dothideomycetes; Dothideales; Saccotheciaceae
Product: FAD/NAD(P)-binding domain-containing protein
Exons: 1
Coding region: 21-1271 (416 amino acids)
Molecular function (GO): FAD binding
Source: RefSeq, a predicted model, not a curated record